Molecule: messenger RNA, 8247 nt
Organism: Myotis lucifugus (little brown bat)
Lineage: Eukaryota; Metazoa; Chordata; Mammalia; Chiroptera; Vespertilionidae
Gene: SIRAL2
Product: family with sequence similarity 118 member A
Exons: 9
Coding region: 138-1205 (355 amino acids)
Source: RefSeq, a predicted model, not a curated record
GCUCCCCAGGCGCUACAGGCCGCCCCGUUCCUGUCCGGAGCAGAGGCCGGAGCCGCAGCCCGGGGGAGGGACGGUGGUGCAGGAGCCGCUGACGCGUGUUUUGUGCUGACGCUUCUCAGGUGCCCAGUGAUUCACAGAUGGAUUCACUGGAAAAGACAACACACAGAAGUGAACAAAAGUCCAGCAGAAAGUUUUUAAAAAGCCUCAUCCAGAAACAGCCGCAGGAACUGCUCCUGGUGAUCGGCACGGGCGUCAGCGCGGCCGCGGCCCCCGGCAUCCCCGCGCUCUGCUCCUGGCGGAGCUGCCUGGAGGCCGUCAUCGAGACCGCGGAGCAGCUGGACGUGCUGCACCCCGGGGACGCGGCCCAGUUCCGCAGGAAGGUGAUGAAGGACCGGGACCUGCUGGUCGUUGCCCACGAUCUGAUCCGGAAGAUGUCACCGCGGACGGGCGACACCAAGCCCAACUUCUUCCAGGACUGCCUGAUGGAGAUCUUCGACAACCUGGAGCAGCACCUCCAGCACCCGCAGGUGCUGCAGUCCAUCCUCAGCCUGAUGGACCGGGGCACCAUGGUGCUGACCACCAACUACGACAACCUGCUGGAGAUCUUCGGGCAGCAGCAGAACAGGCCCAUGGAGUCCCUGGACCUGAAGGACAAGACCAAGGUCCUCCAGUGGGCACGAGGGCACAUCAGGUACGGAGUGCUCCACAUCCACGGCCUCUACACGGACCCCUGUGGGAUGGUCCUGGACCCCUCGGGAUACAAGGACGUCACGCAAGACCCGGAAGUGAUGGAGGUGUUCCAGAGCCUGUACCGCACCAGGUCCUUCCUGUUCGUGGGCUGCGGGGAGACCCUGCGCGACCAGAUCUUCCAGGCGCUCUUCCUGUACUCGGUGCCCAACAAGGUGGACCUGGAGCACUACAUGGUGGUGCUCAAGGAGAGCGAGGACCACUUCUUCAAGCACCAGGCCGACAUGCUGCUGCACGGCAUCAAGGUCGUGUCCUACGGGGCCUGCUUCGACCACUUCCCGGGGUACGUGCAGGACCUGGCCACGCAGAUCUGCCGGCAGCGGAGCCCAGAUGCCGACCGAGCGGACAGCACCACGCUGGGGAGCGGGUGCCAGGACUGCGCCAAGAGGAAGCUGGAGGAGAACGGAAUUGAAGCUUCUAAGCAGCUCCGGCCCUCAGACGAUGCUGGCGCAUCUUGAAAUCUUUAAAACCGACAAACCUGCAACUUGAAAACCAGCCUCUGUGACCACAGUGCCGUAGCGGACGAUGAGGAAUGUUGGAGGACUCACACGACCUCUCACUGCUGACCGUCAUGUACCCCACGGGAGCCCUGUGGGGUGUGGCCGCGGAGGCGGGGGGACAGUCCCACUGUGUGUCUAACUGCUCGGGGUGAAGCGCACACCUCAGGUAUCCUCCGUGAGGACUGGCGGACAACUACCUCAGGGCCCGACGGCGGGAAGGGAGGGGCCUGGUGCUCCGGGCUCCCCGACACGCCCGUGGUCAGGUGGGCUUUCUAAUAAAGGGGACAGUGGAGACUACAAGCAACAGUAGUUGCCAAAGAGAAAAGAAACUAGACUCUUAAAUUUUAUAAUUUUUAUGCGGAAACAUGUUACCAUAGAAAAAACUUUUAAGGUAUGUUUGUUACGUUGUUAAGUAAAGAACAUUCGAGGUGUUGAAUCUGCCAGUGAGAGUGAUAUGUCUUUUAAAAGAAUGUCUGGAUCAGUAGGGCUUCUUUGGAAUGCUGUAAUUGUAGUAACUUAGUUCCAAAGAAUGGCCGGUCCGUCCCUGAGGCGUUAGAGCGUCCUCACGAAGAACCAGAGGCCUUUUCUUUUUUAUAGAGAGGGAGGGAGGCAGGGAGAAGCAUUGAUUGGUUGCCUUCCGUUAGUACGUUUAAUAGGGAUUAACCCUCACCCUUCUGCCCAGGAUGGUGCUCUAACUCACUGAGCCGCCGGCCAGGGCAGAGGGCCUUCCCAGCGGUGCAGUGCGGGGCGGGGCAAGUCCGCCUUGAGGCUGAUGACUGAGAAGUUACGAGUGGAGCAGAGCAGGUUUUAAACUUGCAGUUAGAGUAUCCCAAGCUUUCCAAGUCUCUCACCUCCCAGCGUUCUCUGCCAUGGCACGUGACGGGGCACAGCGUGAGGCAGGCAGGCCUGGGGAAGGGGCUGCCGCACCCGUGUCUUGCUUCCCCGCUGUCAGGUGCUCAGCUGCUGGCAAUGCUGGGGCAGAGGGUGCAGAGGGUGAGGUGGGUGGUUGCUCUGUGACUGGCAAAGGCCCUGCUCAGUCUGCUUUAGAGGCUGCCUACUUUCAUGUGACACUUCUUGCCAAGCAUGAUGACACUCCCCACUGAUGGCGCUGGAGCUCCCACAGGCACAAAGAACUAGAAAUGUUAGGUUGGGACGUGUAGGCAGAGAUGAGCUGGACCUGCUAAGACCUUUGCUUUCGAAAGCAUGAAAAACAACUCCUUUAUGCUACUCUGGUCAUAAAACUUUCACUUCAACUCUGUGUGCUCAACUUUUCUCCAGUUAUGACAAGGCUUGUUUUAAUUUAUUCAAUGAGGAUUUUUACCAUGAGUUGCCACUCAGCUGUGAAAUCAAGUGAUUACUUGAAUGUGUUUAGUGUUUGAAAAGCAAACAUUAGACAUUGUUUUUUUAAAGACUCACAAAAGUGCGAUCAGGGAUGGAUGUGUCUGAAGGUUGGGCAGACACGGGAAAGUGACGUGGAAGGAGGGAAGCCUGGAAGUGUGGCAGGGCCCCGCUCAGGACCAGCUCCGAGUGCCACUCCGAGUGCCAUGCCAGGGCGGAGGCCUUGCCGUGAGGAGUGAGCCUGUCUGUAGUCAGUUCUGCCGUAACGCUUGUGUAAAAUGCAGACUUAAAGCAACAUGACUGACGAAUGAGGAACAGUUUGCGCCCACCUGCUUUGCUUAUGUAAGGCUCUGUCCGUGGGAAACUAGGUCAACUACCCUUCCACCACUGGACCCGGCGAUGCCCACUACACAAGCCGACUUCUGGGCAUUUUCAAGAUAAAGUGCCACGUGUGCUAUAUUUGUGUGGUUCUUAACCAUGUAAUGUGUGUAAACUAGCUGUUAUCAGGUUCCUAUUUUGUUUUUGGAGUGUGGUGUUCCAGCCCGCUUCCUGUUGCGUGGUGGUUUGCAUAGAAGGUGGUUUCAGGAACGCGAGGAUGCUGCCUGAGGACCUGCUGCCUGAGUCCAAGUUAUGAGAACGGGCAGCCCAGGAAGAGGAAGGGGCCACAGCUCUGAUGGCACUGAAGGGACAUGACAGUGUUCAGCUGAUGUCUUUCAAGGCAGGAAAGUCGGAGAUUGAGGUGCUAUUGCCGGCACUGAAACAAGGAACACAGGGAGGCCGAGUGGUCUCUGUUGUCCAGUUCACAGAGGAGCUGUGAGCAGGGAGCAAGGCUGUGACUUCACGCCUGGCACAGCGCGUCCUGUAUAUGCAACGUGAGUGUAGUUUGAAAGCGAGUCCGCUACUUCAGGAGCUACCCCUUGGUGGCACCUGGGCCCCACGCAGUCUCCACUAGACAGCAGCACCUCCGAAUGUUCUGUCCGUCCUGAGAGGGAAGUAAAGUCCUGCUGACUUUCUUUCCCACCUGGAACAAUGCACUGACAUGGCAAAGUCCGUUGUUACUUGGGAAAGUCUGUUCAUUUCCUUCUGAACAGAAAUUACAUUUAGAAAAUGCAGAUUGCAUUAAGCGGACAUAAUUCAGUUUCACCUUAAAAUUUUUGUUUAUAAAACUGUAAAUUGGAAACAUUUGAAAUUAGAAUAUUUUUAUUGAUAUUUUCAUACAUCAGUUCCUCUGAAAUAAUUUCUCAAAACCCAGGUUCAACACCCGAUAACUAGGAUAUUCAGAAACCAAGACUAUCCUUUAAACGUUCCUUCAGUGGACAAGGCAAGACCAGAGUGAAGAUGGAGAAUUCAAAAUUUUUCUGGCUGGGCUUCAAAAUGGAACGUGAAACUAUGGUAACAAAAUUGUACCUUUUUUUUAAUCGUUCAAAGCUAACUCUUCCAGGAAACUUUCCCUAAGGGAGCGGGAGCGGGGCCUAAACACUCCGAACGGAAGUGAGCAGCAGCUCCUUUGCUGGUAACGGUUCAGCUUUCUCAGAUGGCACUCAGGCUGGCUGGCUCCAGAAGUUGGUUACUCAACAGUUUGAACACUAGAGUGAGAACUGAACAGUGAUGACCUGACCACAGCUAACUCAUCCGCUCUGAGAGCCGGCAGCUGCGCCGGGGCGCUCGGACCCUAGCGGGACUCUCGCUGUCUCCUGCUGCCUUCUUCGCCUUCAGUGUCUGGAUACUGAGAAAGAUCUAAAGUCAGAACUCGGCUGAACAUGUAGUCAUCGUGCUGAAAUGGAGAGCAGACAGCUAAGUUAGUCCUUCUACGAAAGAAAAGGUGCUAUUAAGCCUAAAACAAGAGCCAGUAGUGAAUCUGGACUUGCAUUUGAAAGGAAACGUAUGGUAUGGCCACUCAGAAGGUAUCAAUGGCUUGCAUUUACAUCAGCUUUAUUAGCUCAUUUCUGUAUGACCUGGACAGGGUAUCAGGAUGUGCCACGCCAAAAUAUGGCUCUGGCAUAUGGACUGUUGGAGCUACUGAGAUGCAGGAAAAGCUCUAAACACUGGCCACAAGUCCCGCUUUUCUAAAUUCACACCUUCCCUACUCUAACGACUGCUGUCAACGAAAGGCACCUGUGUGAUCUGCAGAGCAAACCUGGCUUGUUCACCUGCUUUCCUGGUCACCUUCCACCUCUCCCCCCGCUCCCCCCGCUCCUUUCCUCACUUCAGCCUAAGACUGGAGAGGAGCCCAAGUUCUGGCCACCCCUUUGGGUUACUCGCCAUGAUGCUCCUGCUUGCUUUGCUGUCUUGCCAGUCUGAUUUACAGGCCCAGCCAGAGCCGCUAUGGUGGGCAGACUGUUUAGAUUGUUUUCCUCCCUCACCCCGUGUGAGAAUUUUCAUUUCUCUACUGCAGCAUCUCUCCAGUGGUCCCCUAACAAUUUGUAGGCACAGGAAGGGAAAUUUUUAUCUUAGCAACUCAUUGUCCAAAAAUGGAAUGAUCAGAAAUCCUCCAUUACCUCGAGUAUUUUGAAUAGCUUAAGAAAGAUUUGUUCACUUCUAAAAGUUACUAUACAACUUGGAACUUUCAGUCAAUUUCUUUGUUUUUCCCUCUGGUAUUUUUGGAAGAUAAAUGGUUCCUUAUUAGUUCUACCACAAUGAUAUUUGCUUUUGCCUAAAACAUUCAAACAUUACAGAAAUAGGAAUACAAUAUUCUUACUUUGUGUAAAUAUGCUCUUAUUUUAUAAAGAAAAUUCUGUAAUUUUCAAUUUGCCUUUUCAGAUCUUAAAUCUCUUUGUACUGUCACAGAAAAAUACCUGAAUAGUUACUUUUAAUCUUAUUUAAUUAAAAAAUAAUGUAAGCCUGUAGUUAUCACUGCAGAAACCCAGCAGUAUCUCCAGUCUCCAGGAAGAAAGGACGGGAAGGGUGCUCAUCUUUACCUCUGGGUAGAUGCCGAUCAGGGCGUCAGCCUUGGCAUAGAACUCCUCCUUGAGGGAGAUGAUUAUCAUCUGAAACUGUUCUUGAGUCUGCUCUUUGAUGUAACUCGCUACCUGGGAGGAAGGAAAAAGCACACACUUCACCAGCAAGGAAGGCUCGUUUCUGGGCCUGGGGACAGUGAUUCUGCGGGCUGUUUGCCCGUUUAGGUGACAGAACUUACUGCCUCCCUGGUAAUUUGGUAAACCCACUCCAACCACAGAAAUAGCUCGGAGUCUAAAAUAAGAGGUUAGGAAAGAUACCUCUAAACCUAUGAUCUAAAACUUUAAGAAUAUUUUUAAGGAUAAAAUUCUACCUUAUCUACAAUAUGGUAUAAAUAAAGCCUUUAUUAACAGUAUAAGAACUACCACUCAGAUAUUUUAUGAGGGUGAAGAAGGGCUGGUAUUUAAACUUCCAACUUCCUAUUUUGCCAACUCAAAGCCUGAAAGAGGGAAGCCAUGGCAAUGCUGUAUUCAUGACCCAGUCAUGUGGGGGGAGGUGGCUUCUUCAGGACGGUUAGUGCCCAGGACCGAGCAGAACAGAAUAGUCUGCACAGAAAUGGGUCUUAGUGAGCACCUGCUCAGAGCCUGGAGGGUGGUGACCUAGGACCCAAGCCACAGCUCACUGAGACGCUUCCAGCUCCCGCUCUCCCUGCCUGGAGGGGGCUUCUCCGUGUGCCCUGGUCCUGGCUGCACCGCGAUGCUAAGGACGCAACGCCGGAGGCAGGAAAGGUGAGCUUCAGGGAGGAGUGAGUCACUAGGGAGCUGAACCCUGAGGAGGGAAACUGCUUUUGACUCAGAGAAGGAACUCCAGCUUGAGGGGCACAGUAGUCAUCCCGAUGCAGGACUGAGUCCCAGGAUACUGACCGGACGGAAGAGGGAGGAUGCAAAGACGCAGGGCGUGCGUUUUGCCUGCAGAGUUGCCUGGGUAAGGGUUGGGCAACCUGAUCACAAGCAGCGGUGGAGCUGCUGCUUAGCUGUUCAUACUACAAAACUGCCCCCUGAGGGCGCAGUGGGGUGCCAGGAGCGCACACCCCUACGGGAAACUGGAAGCAAAGAGGCUUUUAAUACACAGGACAGGUGAUGACAGGUCUUAUGUUAGACCUAGUACCAGGGGAUACCAUGAAUACCCCUGAAUUUUGCAAGAAGAUACGGACAUCCUAAGUGCCACUGAAGAUGCAGCCUACCGAAAUAAGACGUCCCCUCACCCCCCUAACAGAAGAGGGGACACAAAGUGCCCACAUGCAUCAAAGGGGCGAUUUCUCCCAAAUGAGGUGGGCCUGGAGUCCAGGCAGCUGAUGCGGACUGGUUGGCAUUCGAGGUGUUCUCUGUUCCUAGCAUUCUUCUCUCCGACAGUCUCGCAGGGCACAGCAUGUGGCUCUUGCCUAUCCCCCACAAGGUCCAGGGACCAGUGUGGGUCUGAAGUUGUGCUGUUCUAUGUCCACUCUGACAUGUCCAGGGAGCAGGCUCCCAGAGAGGUGGGUUAGACGAGUGCCCCUUGGGAAUGCUGAGGCAACCUUCAUGCCACUCGAAGGUGCCUCAGACUGCAGCUCCUGGAAGUCCUCACUCCCAAGCCUUCCAGAGAGACUCGGAAGAGAAGUCAGGGAGGUCAGCUUCAGAGACUCAGAACCUGAGUGGCACCCCAAGAUCAGGUGCAUCUCUCAAAGGGGGACUCUUUAACCAAGCUCACAGGACUAAGGUGUAAACCAGGGUGCCAGUUUACAUCGGUCGGCAGGACCAGGGCAGCCUCCUGGUCAACCAGCAGCUGUGAAUGCAAAGCCCAGCCGCUUCUGGAGGAAGGACGCGCCUGGAAGGAGAAGCAGGAGUCUCGUCAUCCAUCCUCAGAAGUGGGUUUUCUCUGCAGGAAGGAGUCUGCGGGCCAGAGGGACCCCUCCCCUGGGGAGUGAUGGGUCCUGCCAGUAUUUGCCUCUGUCCUUUGGCCAUGCGUCCAUGGUUGAACCACUCUCAUGUCAAGAAGUGUGGCCUGAGAGCCUCUCCAGGUGGCUGUGUGUCUAUGCACUGAUCGUCAAGGCUGACCUGAGACUGGACUCUCAAGAGCUAGCUGUUUCCUUAGUCCCUCGUUGUCUUAAAUACUGAAAACAUGAUCCCGCACAAGUGCAGCCACUGGAUAAAUGUUAAUAAGUAUAAGGGGGGGGGGGUACAGUUUUGAACUUCAAUUCUGACAUUUUAGUUAGAGAUGUUAGUUUUGGGCUUUAUUAAACUGAUUUGGUCCUGUUCGCCACGGGCCCUAUUAGUGACCCUAAGGUCCCAACCUCUAGAUCAGGAGAGGCUCGCACCGCAAUCUUCCCUCAACUCCAUGCAGAUUCCCCAACUCUGAGGCUCCCCUAAAUCUUGAAUGGAUCCCCCUGAACCAUGUUGCUUGUAGAUAUUGAAUUUAGAUUUGAUUUUUAACCAACAGUUAUCGAACAAUUUUUGCUCAGGGUACACUGAAUUCCAGGCGUCUUGUUGGAAAUUAAAUGCAGAAAGAAACUUACUUUGCCGAUGUUCGUAUUGUCCAGGGCUGCAUCCACUUCAUCCAGAACAAAGAAUGGAGCAGGCCGGAAACUGGAAGAAAUGAGAGGUUACCACUUCCCAUUGGUUUUACAAAGACUCAGAGGAGAGGAUUAACCAGAUGCAGAUACAUCCUCUUGGAUGCUGGAGUCUAGGUCACCAAUGAGCUGUACAUUGCUAAAUCCAAUGAUCAAUUCUCA